Paramuricea clavata is the source of this 429-nucleotide messenger RNA. The record is from the annotation of a GenBank genome assembly. Lineage: Eukaryota; Metazoa; Cnidaria; Anthozoa; Malacalcyonacea; Plexauridae.
AUGAUUGCUGAUUCGGUUUCGUCGCCACUAGAACAAUCAUCAAGCCACUCUACCAUGUACUCUACUAAUCAAACAAGUAUGCGAGAUAUUGAACUGUCCAACCGACAGAUCAUUCAAACUGCCAACCUAGAUGUUCGUAUGAAAUCCAAUGAAAUAUCACAGGAAAACGAUAAGACAAAAGAUUUAAUGAACAAUGAAGAAAUAGAUAAAGUUAUUAGCACUAAACAAGCUGAACAUAAGUUUGACGAGCCUUGUGAGAGGGAACCAGUUGUGAACACAGGAGCUAAACAAUCUGAAGUCACAGAGACAGACGAAGCUGGUGUGUCAAGUAAUGAAUGCCAGUUAGAGGAUUGUUCACCACAAAAGCGUCGUGAAAAAAGGCAGAAAAGGAAAAAGCGAAAAUCCCUUAUGGAAAUUUUAUUCGUGUGA